AUGGCAACUUCAGCGACCAAUAAUUCAAUUCCAAAUGAGGAAUUUGAUAUUAAUGUUUCACCGACUAAGACCACAAUUCAUGUACUUCAAUGGAAUGUUCUUGCUCAAGCACUCUCAUACACUAAGGGCAAUUUCGUCCGUGUUAGUGAUGAGGUAGUCGAUUUUGAAACACGUAAAUGGCGUAUCCUUGAACAAAUUAUUAUCCGUCGACCAGAUCUAUGUGCAUUGCAAGAAAUGGACAUGUAUGAUUGUUUUUUUAAAGAUGAAUUACCAAAAUAUGGUUAUGCAUGUUUUUUUGUGCCCAAGACCAAUUCGAAAUGUCUUUUAUUUAAAGAUGAUACCAAAAAUUUCAAGGGUCCUGAUGGCACACUUUUGUGUUAUAAAACUGAUGUAUUCGAGAAACUCAGUGAGUAUGGAGAACAGUUGCCAGACGAUGGUCGACGCGAAAAACAGAUGUUUGCCGUCCUUGAUCUGAAACAUAAACAUUCAUCGAAAGAGAUCCUUUUUAUUGGAACUCACUUUAAAUCUAAAAAGGAAUUUAAAACAUCUCGAACACAUCAGGCCAAAGCCAUUGUUAACUUUAUAAACGAGAAAUAUUCAGCACGAGAACAUGUGAUUGUAGCUGGUGAUUUUAAUGGGGAUAUGGAUGAACCUUGCUAUUCUGAAUUUCUAAAUUUUGGUUUCCAGAGUGCUUAUAGAACAAAACUGAAUGAUAAGGAACCAGAAUUUACUACUUGGAAAUUUAAAGGACGUGAUGAAACCGAACGUGAACAAUGUAAAGCAAUUGAUUAUAUUUUUUAUAAGCCAAAAGGAUUUACACCCAAGGCUAUUUUACAAUUUCCAAACAAAAGUGAUAUUGGACUAAAUGCUCUUCCAUCGAUCCAUUAUCCGUCAGAUCAUCUAGCUCUUGAAGUUGUGUUUAACAUUGAACAAUAA
Molecule: messenger RNA, 936 nt
Organism: Rotaria sp. Silwood1
Lineage: Eukaryota; Metazoa; Rotifera; Eurotatoria; Philodinida; Philodinidae
Source: the annotation of a GenBank genome assembly